AUGCUGGUCUCGGCUCAGGAUGCGGAUUGUAUCUCCUUGAAGGGUUCCAAAGCAUGCCCGGCGUUUACAUCUGCCUCUAUCUCUACCGGAGGCGACGUUCGUAACUUCUACCCGUUCUUGCAAUACGUUUCGGACACAGCAUCUUUCGAUAGUCAGCUUUCCGGUUUUGUCGAGAGAGACUAUGUGCAGAGGCACGACUUGUAUGCUCGCUUCACAACAAGUGUACUGUGCAAUGCCAUAGUUCAAAACUCUAUCGAACCCUGCGGUCUUUCUGAGGAGCAGUCUCGGCCCUUGUGCGCUGAUGACUGUGCUGACUUCGCCCAAAGCGAGGUCUAUCUGACAUCAGACGACAGCAUUUGUUCGAACCCAUCAGACGGUCUUUUGCCGCUGAUCAGGGCAGACUUCACUAACUGUGCUCUUCCUGGAGGCUCAUUGGACACCUCGACUUGCAUCAAGGCGAUUGACAAUGAGGGGGAGAACUGCGGUUAUGGUAACAGUACCAUUGGACUUUGUUCUUACUGCGGCUCAAGCGGUCUUAACUCGACCGACACCUGCUGCUACAAUUCUAACGCUGAGGAUCGUUGCAAGGAUGUAGAGCUGCCAUCAAUAGCCCCCACCGUCACUUUCUCUCGCGAAUCCCCAACAUCUUCGGCGACUGAAUCGAGCACUGCAGACGGAAACGAUGAAGAGACCGACGAGGGCGGCGGUGGUGGGCUAAGCGGCGGUGCGAUUGCUGGGAUCGUUAUUGGAGCCCUCGCAGGAGUUGGCUUGCUUGCUUUGGCUCUGCUCUUGUGCCUCAGGAGGAGACGGAGACCCGGCAGCCCCAAGGGCAGUAUUUUCAACCAACCUGCGCCUGCCCGACAAGGUCCAGCAGCAAUGGCGCAAGCCACAAACUCGACCGCUCCUCAAGGAUAUGAAGUUCUUCCUGGUGGACGUAUAGCACGCAUGUCUGCCCUGGAAGGCCACUCCGGCGAUUCACCUUCCCACCAUCGCGACACCUCAUCGGUCACAGGAGGAGGAAUGGCUGCUGUAGGGGGCUAUCAACGAAGAGGCGCUGAUAACUCAUCUUCAGAUGAAUUCACGUCGAGCCCCCCUACGUCCGAAAACCGAGGUGGAAUUCUUCGACCGCCACCCGCAAGACCCCGACGACAAGGAUCCCUAUCAAGCAACUCGGCCCUUGGCAGCUCUGUACCGCAGUCUCCAUCUAGCGCUGGGGGAUUUUCGUCACCACAGGGCGUUGCUAGCCAACAAUCAGAACAGUUGCCUUUCUUCAAGGACUACUACUCCCAGGACGACAUUCACCCCGGCGACAAGAUCGCCGUUCUUUGGGCGUACCAGCCACGAGCGGCUGACGAGUUUACCUUGGAACGUGGCGACAUGCUCAAGGUUGUAGGCAUAUGGGAUGACGGUUGGGCGACAGGUGUAAUGCUCAACGACCGGGCAGACGAUUGGGAGACUCGACGACAAGCUCAACGCGAUAGUGGCGUAUCGAACGCGUCGGGUCGCCGGGACAGCUCACCGGCUGCAGAAGGCGAGAUCAAGGCGUUCCCUCUUGUUUGUGUUUGUCGACCAGAACACUGGAGAAAGACAAUUGACGGCGAUGGAUCAACGGAAUCUGGAUCCAACUUCAACGCCUUCUCAUCAUGA
Fusarium coffeatum is the source of this 1647-nucleotide messenger RNA. RefSeq lists its product as uncharacterized. Gene Ontology annotation, molecular function: protein binding. The transcript is spliced from 3 exons. Lineage: Eukaryota; Fungi; Ascomycota; Sordariomycetes; Hypocreales; Nectriaceae. The record is from RefSeq and is a predicted model, not a curated record. Bases 1 to 1647 code for a protein of 548 amino acids.